This is a messenger RNA of Cotesia glomerata, 1659 nucleotides long. RefSeq names its product acidic mammalian chitinase-like. Gene Ontology annotation, cellular component: extracellular region. Gene Ontology annotation, molecular function: chitin binding; chitinase activity. The record is from RefSeq and is a predicted model, not a curated record. Lineage: Eukaryota; Metazoa; Arthropoda; Insecta; Hymenoptera; Braconidae. The coding region runs from base 227 to 1378 and encodes 383 amino acids. Gene Ontology annotation, biological process: carbohydrate metabolic process; chitin catabolic process. The transcript is spliced from 3 exons.
AAUAAAUGAGAUUAAAAAUCCAUAAAAAAAAUUGACUCUAUAAAAUGUUAUCAAAAAGUCUAAUAUACUUAUCACCUAAAUUUGAUUAGAUAUUCUGAUGUAUAUUAUAUUCUAGCAACUAUAAUUUUUAUCGAACCUAUCUAUUAUGCGUAGAAUCGGCGAUAAUGGAUCUUAUAAGAAUCUCGCGGGUGAUGAAGCCGUUAAAAUUUCAAUUUAACAUCCAAAGAUGCGAGUUUUAGUUGCCUUGGCAUUUUUGAUGACCUGCGCCGCCGAAAGAAAAAUUGUGUGUUACUUCGGCAGCUGGUCAGUUUACCGCCCGGGUAAUGGAAGAUUCAGUAUAGAAAACAUAGACCCUCACCUAUGCACUCACUUGGUCUACACAUUCGUGGGAUUAAAAGGCUCUAGCAUCAGAGUUCUGGACCCAUGGCAAGACUUACCUACAAACUACGGCAAGGACGGGUUCAGAAGGUUCAACAAAUUGAAAUUGAAGAAUCCUGCUUUGAAAACUCUGGUAGCAAUUGGAGGGUGGAAUGAAAGAUCCAGGAAGUACUCAAUAAUGGCGAGCAAUCCUGAAUCCAGAGAGUGCUUCGCUGAUAACGCAGUCGCGUUUGUCAAACAGUGGGGCUUUGAUGGGUUUGACCUGGACUGGGAGUACCCUAACCAGCGCGGUGGUCAACCCAGGGAUGUUCAGAACUUUGUAGAGCUUCUGAAAGUAAUGAGACAGAAGUUUGAUCAAGAAGGAUUGAUACUGAGUGCUGCUGUGGCUGCAGCUGAGUCUUCAGCUGCUAAAUCUUAUGAUAUUGUUGAGAUUAGCAAGUACCUGGACUUUAUUAAUCUAAUGGCGUAUGACUUCCAUGGGUUCUGGGAUCACAAGACUGGACAUAAUGCUCCUUUGUUUGCUGCUCCUGGUGAUUCUGAAGACCUGCAAAAAUUCACAUCUGAAGCAGCAGUGAACUACUGGUUAUCCAAAGGCGCGCCUAGGGAGAAGUUAAUCCUCGGAAUUCCAACUUACGGACACUCAUUUACACUGGCAAAUCCCAAAAACAACGGAAUUGGAGCUGCUACUUCAGGUUAUGGUGAUCCUGGACCCUACACCCAGCUUGGAGGAAUGCUCGGGUACAAUGAAAUCUGUGAGAUGCAACAACAUGGCGGCUGGAAUUUCUUCUUCGACGAAGAAAGACAAGUCCCCUGGGCUUACAGAGGGUACCAGUGGAUCAGCUUUGACAAUGUCGAGUCGAUAAAAGCCAAGGCUCAGUUUGCCAAGGAAAAGGGUCUAGGAGGCACCAUGGUCUGGAGCAUCGAGACUGAUGACUUUCACGGCAUCUGUGGAGAAAGUUAUCCGCUAAUAAAAACUCUCAAUGUUAUUCUUCGAAGUUAAGAAUUUCCUUGGGUUAAAAAUAAAUUUCCGUGCAUCAAUUUUUUAAUUUGUAAAAUUAUGUCUCUACUUUCAUCGCGUUUGUAGGUUAACAUUGAUUCAAACAAUGAAUCAAAACAUUGUAAAACUAUAUUUUUAUAAGAUUACAAACUUACGCAAUUAAAUCACUCACCUGUUGUAUUUAUUUUAUGAUAUUUAACUGCUAUUAUUCAUAAACAUGCUUACGCAGCACACCUGCGCGUGUCAAAUGUUUACACUCGACUUACACUUUUCGGUUGGUAACA